GUUAAAUAAAUCAUUUGUAAACUAAAGAAAAGUCAACACUAAUGCUGAUCAUGGCACUGGGAAAGUCACAGUUUUCUUUGAAUGACUGUAAAGGUAAAAUUUAAAUUAAAUGUUUUGUUAAAAAUAUACACCUGUAAUAGUAAUGAGAUGGACAUUUAUGAUCUAAAAAAUUGCAAGAGAAAAAAUUCAGAACACCAUCUUUGACUUGCCAAAAAACAAGAUGACAAUAUAAUCUUUUAAAAAAAUUACUUCGAAAGAGUAAUAGAAUUAUUUUUCAGUUAGGAUAGUGAUAAAACUUAAAACAUUGCUAGCAAAAUUUACUCUACUGAUUAUAAGAGAAGCAUCACUAAUUUUUUGAAGAAUUAAAAACUGCUAUAUAUCUGGGUCACAUCACAAUGGUGAUUAGAUUAUAAAAUUCUAAAAGUUCUCUUCACCAGCAAAUAUUUAUUUUGUUGAGUGUAAUUGAUAUUGGAUCAUUUUAUUUUAACAGCUGCAUUGCGAGAAAUACUUGACACCUUCAACCUGCCAGAUAAUGCUGCCAAACUGGAAGAGGCUCGGAUAGCUGCUGGCAAUGACAUGUUGAAGAGCAUGCAGAGUGUGUUUCCUGCCGCCACCCAGAUGCAGAUGCAGGUCAUUCAACGAUUCGGCUUCCUGCCCGAUGGAGAAGGUUGUCAUUUUUAUUUAACUAGUGUGAAAAUAAACUUUUUUUUUUUGGUUUAAAUAUCAACAUUACUGAAUGCUAUAAGACUUCUUCGUAGCUCUUCAACUCUCUUUCCUUACGGUAGUUUUAGAAUGAAGCAGAGAUAUUUUAAAAAAUUGUUCAGUUCAGUCCGUCAAGAAGGUGAAAUGAAAGGGCCUUUUGUUAAAAUACACAUCACUAUGAUGCACAAAAUGUGGACCAUUGGUCUCAAUCUUGGCACACCUACCUGCUACGAUAGUGGGCUUAGAUUUAGACCACAAAAAUAGACCUGUGAAUAUGAUUUUUAUUUUUUUGAUUCCCAGAAAUCUAUUCACAGUUGAUUUUUAGGUCCAUAGAUGUAAGUUUCAGAAUCACUGUCAAAUCCAUGUCAAUCAUAUAUACUUAUUUCAAUUUCUUAAAAAAUAAUGCAGUGUCUUUUUCUUCACUGAGCACUCUAGAAUGGUUUUUGAAACGUUUUGCCAUUGUUUCUAUUUGUCAGUGGAAAACUGGAUAAAACUUUGUAAUUUUUUUUGUUUAAUUUUCGAACUUCCAACCCAUUCUGAUUAACGUUUUAAAUUGAAUUUUUAAAACAAAAUUCUAAGCAUAUAUUCAUAUGAUCAUCCCCCACACCUAUUUUCUACACACACAAAAAAGGACUGGUAAUAAAUAAGCCUUAGUUUGUUGCUUUUUUUGUAUGUUCCUUUCACAUAUAAAAUGUGUUUAUAUUUUUCAAAUCAGUCUCAACUCUUAUUUUGUUUUACUUCCAAGGUUUAGUUCAGUUCACUAAAGCAGUCCGGGUGUACGAAGAGCAGGACCAGGAUGUGAGACAGCUCAACAACCAGCUGCGGCAUUUCUUGAUACCGCCUGUCAAUGUGCCUCAUCCCGUCGCCCCCAUAGUCAAUCAAAAUGGUGGCAGCUAACACUGACAUCACCGUAUUGUAAAUUAGUUUCAGAAUUUUGUAAAAAAAAAUUGGAAUCUGUUGAAGUGUUUCUCAAGGUAACACAACAUCUUGCCUAACUGUGUGAGUAACACACUAACUGACACGAUAACUUGAACUAUGAAAGUUGUACAUUGUAUGGCCAACCAUUUACUCUUGUUGUUCGAUUUUAAGUGCAGCAUUUUUUGUAAUCUAUUUGUAUGUCGAUUGUGAUUCUAUAUCUCAUUGCAGUUAAUGCUUCUCGACUUAAAAAUUAUGACUAAAGGAUAUUUGAUGUGAACUUCCCCACUUAACAUCCAUUCUCAAGAGCUUUGGCAACUCAGGUAAAAGCUAAAAGACAAUUGAGAUGAAACAUUUUUCUCCAGUUCUAAAGGAAAAGCCAACAGCUAUUUUUUUAAUUUUUUUAUUCUGGUGUUUUCCAGACCCAAAUUUUCAUUUUUUAAAAUUUUUUUUGUAUUUUAAAAAUAUUUUCAUCUGCUAUUUAAAAAUACAAUUCUUCUUCUUUUUUUUUUUUUUUUUAAUUCAAGUUUUUAGAACUUCC
Molecule: messenger RNA, 2158 nt
Organism: Lymnaea stagnalis (great pond snail)
Lineage: Eukaryota; Metazoa; Mollusca; Gastropoda; Lymnaeidae
Source: the annotation of a GenBank genome assembly